AUCCUAAUUUCUUCCUCUGAAGUUGCUACAGAGCUUUCAAAUCAGGCUGAAUCAUUGAGGUUUAAGCAGUUACUUGUUUUUUUAACCUUAGCAGGCACUUUGGUCUCUCUGAGCGACAGAAGAAAGGGUUUCCAUUUCCAAAAACCUGUGUUGGUGUUUCACCUUCCUUUUCUUCUAACUUUUGAAGCCAUGGGGCAUCGAUACUUUACAAACUCAUUCCAAAUGUCUGUGGCAGACCAAGAUCAGAACCAAUAUCAUAUGGAUGCAUAUCAGUCUUAUAUUCAUUCAGGAAGGGCUGUUGAUCCUGUGUAUGGAUCUUAUGUUCAUCAAAUGGAGAAUGCACUCACAAGUGGGGUAAGCAGUGCCUUUCCGCGGAAUCUGAAUUGCGGAACCAAUGAACAUUCUUUAUCAAGUUUCAGCAUGCAAAGGCCGUGUUUUCAAGCAGCUGUCCCAGGUCCAUCUCAUGAUCCAUUCUCACACUUGUCAGCUGCUGGAACCUUUUAUCGGACUCAGGAGAAUAAUGCUAGCCAUGCUCAUUCUACUUACUACAACAGAAGCACUAUUCAUGAAGUUGAAGGUGGUUCACAAGAUCCUGCAGUGCAAAACAGCAGAGGACCAUUCAAAAGAAAAAGCCCCAGCAUUUCUAUAGCCUAUGAGAGGGGCAUUCCAAGCAGAUUUUAUGAUGCAGGAAGUUCCUCUGGUUUUUCUGAAUUUCAUCUGGACAAACCAACUUUAGAUUAUCAAAACUACUUUUAUGGUCCUGGGUUAUCUCAUUAUGGGGCCAGUAGUCUCUCAAUUUCUGGUGAAGCAUCUCUAAGGAAUGUGAGAAGACGAUCUAGAUUUGAGUGGGAACCCAACAGAACAACUGGUCAUUUAUCGAGCUAUUCUUCUCAUUAUUACUGUCCAACAACCAAUCUGAUAAACCAUUCUAGUAGAGUAGACCUUGCAAAUUUAACAGCCAAUUCCACCACUUAUGAAAGGAGCCAUACUGCUGUGCCUCCAGCUGGUUAUGGAAGAUUUUUAAAUUCAGAAACAAAUGGCUUGAGCCAUGAGACAGAUAGGUUUGUUGUGGGAAGAAGUACUGUGGAUAUCAGUGGGUACCAUCAUGGCUCUGUUUCAAGCAGAUUCCCCAUUUCCCUUCCACAAUAUCUUCACGGUCUGUCUGGUCAGUCUGUGAGGGAAGGCCACAGUAGCUAUUCUCAAAGAUUUAUACCUUCAUACAGGAGUGGUCUUAGCUAUCCCCACUUGGGACAUGAAGCAGCUCACUCUGAAAAUGGUUUGCAGUUCCCCUCAGAAACUUUUUCUUCCAGAUAUCCAAGGCCAUCAGCUGCCAGUGGAUGGCGUAACAGUUACAGGAAUGAAAGAUCAAGGAUUGCUAGUGAGAGAUACCAAUCACUUUCUAAUGCAGCAGACACCCAUGCUCAAAUGGAGUCUGAGGCUGUCAUAAUGGUGGACAGCUCAUCCUUGUAUGGUUCCAGAAAUUUGUUUGAUCAGUAUGGGGACAUGAGGCUGGACAUUGAUGACAUGAGUUAUGAGGAACUUCUUGCUCUAGGAGAAAGCAUUGGAAAUGUCAGCACAGGCUUGUCUGAAGAUAUGGUCUCAAAGUGUUUGACAAAAACAACAUACCAUUCAUCAGAUCAAAACCAGGAGGAAGCAAUGUGCACAAUAUGCCUUGAGGAAUACAAAAGCAAGGAAGAAGUAGGGAGAAUGAAGAACUGUGGUCAUGAUUACCAUGUGGGCUGCAUCAGGAAAUGGUUGUCACUGAAGAAUUUCUGCGCCAUUUGCAAAGCACCAGCUCUUGCAGAUGGUUUGAAGGAGGAAUGAUUCAUAUUUAAUCUCCAUGGGAUUUCUUAACUCAAUUGUUAAUGUACAUAUGGGAGACUUGUUUCUCAAUUAGGAAAAUACUGGACAUAUCUUAGGAAAAACAUGGUUUGAUGAUCUCAAUCCAUUUUUUCUUUCAUUGUUUCUAUUCAAUACAUAUUAGGCUUUUGAACA
This is a messenger RNA of Vitis vinifera (wine grape), 1995 nucleotides long. RefSeq lists its product as uncharacterized. Gene Ontology annotation, molecular function: ubiquitin protein ligase activity. Bases 190 to 1824 code for a protein of 544 amino acids. Lineage: Eukaryota; Viridiplantae; Streptophyta; Magnoliopsida; Vitales; Vitaceae. The transcript is spliced from 8 exons. The record is from RefSeq and is a predicted model, not a curated record.